AUGCACGACUAUCAGUACAACCUGGAGGUGGUGAGCGUCGUCCCGGCCGAAGUGCUUACCGAUACCAGAGACGAGCGUAGACACAAGCUCAUCCUUCACUGCACCCGGCGCGAUGCGAUAAUUGACUGCACCACUGCACCGUCUACGUUCGAAGUGCGUAAUGCACCGAGCUUCGAGCUAGUUUCGAUCUCGCUUGUGGCGGUCGAUUGCGCAGGCGGCAGCGAGCAUGUUGAGGCGAGCUCGUCGGACCCUCUUCUCGUUGGCGGUCCACAUCGCACGGUUGGAGCAGUAUGGGUGCCUUUAAGGUCUGUGUCCGCUGUGGAUUCCGCCUCCGAGGCAUCGGCUCCUGUCAGUCGUGUCUUUGUAGCCUGGUCGGUGACACGAAUGGAUGGCGAUUCAGUAAGAAAGGGUGAUCUGGAGCUGUCGCCAGGAAAGACGCCGGUUUUGACGCCAGAUCCGACUGUCUCGCCCCUCAUCGCAUCGCCCUUCGCGCUAUCUGCUACGGAAGACAGCCUGCCACCAAAUCACUUCAGCUCAACGCAUCAGGGUGUAGCUUCGGAGCUUGAGAGCGCAGAGGCAGAUACACCCAAGGCCGCCACCGCAGCCACGGUCACGACGGCUACCACCACCGAUACGUUCCCCGUCACCAGUGAUGCUGGAGCCGGCUCGUCACUUUCUUGCGCUGUCGUUGGAUUGUGUGUGCCACCGCUGCACGGCGUCAUCUGCAGCGAGGAGGUUUUGUGGCCUCUUAACGCCUUCGAGGCGGGCUCGGCACGAGGGAGCAGAUUGACUGAAAGCACUAACGGACCUUUCGCAGACAAAGGCAGUGUUCUCUCUCUCCUCCUCUCUCGACUUGUGGUGGGCAGCAGCGUCACGAAUCCCGAGAUCAGUGCAGGAGGUCAAGCGGCGCGCGUCUCCGUCGUGCUCGACGAGGGGCAGGAAACGGGCCAACAACGCAUCGAGAACGACCGCUGCGGUGCCAGCCGUGCGCCAAGUACACAUGCAGGGGGGGUCGCAGCACCGGGGCAAGAUCCACUGCAUCGCGCUUCAGCUGUUGAUGUGGAGCGCCACGGCGGUGCCCCCUCCACGAGUGCGCUCUGCGAACCUGCGGAGCAGCAGGUUUGUGGCUGCCAAGAUAUCGUGCUAGAGCAGUUUCCAUUCUGCAGUGUGUCACUCACAUCGAAGGGCACGAUUGCUACUUCGUCACCGCACUCGCCAGCAUGCACGCCGGCAUCCGAAUCAAGCGCAAACGCUGCGCAUGCGGAAAAUGGUGCUGAGCACACCGGCGCCUCCGCCGGCCACGUUGGCUCUCUGCAGCUCGACCCAGCGCUUGCCGCAGCCGACGCGCGAACCACCACGUGGGUGGACUACUAUGCAUCCAGCACGCAGGCGAUUGGGGUUGUUCCUCUCCAGACUCGACUCCAGAAUUUGUACACGGUGCCGUCACCGCAGCUACUGGAUCGCUUGAAGGAUCAGUUGGGACCUCCGUCUUUGUCUGCGGCGUCGCCGACGGCAGAGCCGGCGCCAGUCACCUAUCACGGACUGUGGUACGGGCGGGAUCGACAGAUCAACUUCUCUCGGUGUCUUGGGAGCAGCGGCUCUGCACAGGAGGAGAUUCGGCGCGAGCAAGAGGUGAAGCGGAGCGGCGCCGCGCUGCUUGCUGGCAUGCAGAUUGAUGGCGGAGACAGCAGCGUAAGCCCGUCGGCUUCGCCGAUGGCUCGGGUGAAGGGACACUAUGUGGAGGUGCGCACCGAGUCUGCCCUAGCGCUGCUGCGACGACAGGCACUUGGCGGACUGCAGCGACGGCGCAUCAUGUAG
Leishmania major strain Friedlin is the source of this 1818-nucleotide messenger RNA. RefSeq lists its product as hypothetical. Lineage: Eukaryota; Euglenozoa; Kinetoplastea; Trypanosomatida; Trypanosomatidae. Bases 1 to 1818 code for a protein of 605 amino acids. The transcript has a single exon. The record is from RefSeq and is a predicted model, not a curated record.